AUGAGAGAUUUCAAUGUAGUCUUUAGCCAAGAUAGGCAGCAUGGGACUGUGAUACAAGAUAUGGAAACAAAGGACUUUAGGGAGUUCAUGAAUGACACAGGAAUGAACGAAUUGCCUUCUGUGGGAAGGGGCUACACAUGGAUAAAUAACCAUACAUAUAGCAGAAUAGAUAGAAGAUUGGUGAACAUUAGCUGGAUGAUGACAAUGCCUAGCCUGAGUAUACAAGUAUUAGAACCAUCUGUCUCUGCCCACUCCCCACUUAAACUUAUGAUCUCACAAAUGCAGAGGAAGAAAGCCAGCCCAUUCAGAUUUUUCAAUUGCAUUGCUGAGCAUCCUCAAUUUAUGCAAGAAGUUAAUCAAGCAUGGAACACAACUAGGAAAGAUGAAAAAAUGCAGGGAGUGGAAUAA
This is a messenger RNA of Nicotiana tabacum (common tobacco), 408 nucleotides long. RefSeq lists its product as uncharacterized. Lineage: Eukaryota; Viridiplantae; Streptophyta; Magnoliopsida; Solanales; Solanaceae. The record is from RefSeq and is a predicted model, not a curated record.